This is a messenger RNA of Brassica oleracea var. oleracea, 362 nucleotides long. Its product is annotated as thiol protease aleurain-like. Lineage: Eukaryota; Viridiplantae; Streptophyta; Magnoliopsida; Brassicales; Brassicaceae. The transcript is spliced from 3 exons. The record is from RefSeq and is a predicted model, not a curated record. The coding region runs from base 29 to 316 and encodes 95 amino acids.
GCUAUUAUUGGUGGUUCUUGUGAUUCUCAUGGGAUCCCAUGACUCCACUCCUAUCCCUGACGAUCUCCAGAAGGUAGAGGAAUCCUUUGUCCAGAUCUUAGGGCAAUCCAAUCACGUUCUCUCCUUCGCUCGCUUCAAUCACAAGUAUGGGAAAAAGUAUCAGCAUGCGGAGGAGAUAAAGCACCGUUUCUCGGUGUUCAAGGAGAAUCUUGAUUUAAUCAGAUCCACCAACAACAAAGGCUUAUCUUACAAACUCGGUGUGAAUAAAUUUGCUGAUAUGACAAAAACAAUACACGUGUCUACAUUGUAUUGGUAAUUUCUUGACGGCCUUACCUCUCUCAUCCAUCUGUAAAUCGAACUCU